Tupaia belangeri chinensis (Chinese tree shrew) is the source of this 2310-nucleotide messenger RNA. RefSeq names its product BTB domain containing 2 (gene BTBD2). The record is from RefSeq and is a predicted model, not a curated record. Gene Ontology annotation, biological process: neurogenesis. NCBI's taxonomy places the organism in Eukaryota, Metazoa, Chordata, Mammalia, Scandentia, Tupaiidae. Gene Ontology annotation, molecular function: protein binding. Gene Ontology annotation, cellular component: P-body; cytosol.
GUUCGUGCUGGCCGUGGGCAGCGCCGUCUUUGACGCCAUGUUCAACGGGGGCAUGGCCACCACGUCGUCCGAGAUCGAGCUGCCCGACGUGGAGCCCGCCGCGUUCCUGGCCCUGCUCAAGUUCCUCUACUCCGACGAGGUGCAGAUCGGGCCGGAGACCGUCAUGACCACGCUGUACACGGCGAAGAAGUACGCGGUGCCGGCGCUCGAGGCCCACUGCGUGGAGUUCCUGAAGAAGAACCUGCGCGCCGACAACGCCUUCAUGCUGCUCACGCAGGCCCGGCUCUUCGACGAGCCGCAGCUGGCCAGCCUGUGCCUGGAGAAUAUCGACAAGAACACGGCGGACGCCAUCACCGCCGAGGGCGGCUUCCCCGACAUCGACCUGGACACGCUGGUGGCGGUUCUGGAGCGUGACAGCCUGGGCGUCCGCGAGGUGCGCCUGUUCAACGCUGUCGUGCGCUGGUCCGAGGCCGAGUGUCAGCGGCAGCAGCUGCAGGUGACCCCCGAGAACAAGCGGAAGGUUCUGGGCAAGGCUCUGGGCCUCAUCCGCUUCCCGCUUAUGACCAUCGAGGAGUUCGCGGCGGGCCCCGCGCAGUCGGGCAUCCUGGUGGACCGCGAGGUGGUCAGCCUGUUCCUGCACUUCACCGUCAACCCCAAGCCCCGCGUGGGCUUCAUCGACCGGCCGCGCUGCUGCCUGCGCGGCAAGGAGUGCAGCGUCAACCGCUUCCAGCAGGUGGAGAGCCGCUGGGGCUACAGCGGGACGAGCGACCGUGUCAGGUUCUCCGUGAACAAGCGGAUCUUCGUGGUGGGCUUCGGGCUCUAUGGAUCCAUCCACGGGCCCACUGACUACCAAGUCAACAUCCAGAUCGUCCACACGGACAGCAACACGGUCCUGGGUCAGAAUGACACUGGCUUCAGCUGCGACGGCUCGGCCGGCACCUUCCGCGUCAUGUUCAAGGAGCCGGUGGAGGUGCUGCCCAACGUGAACUACACCGCCUGCGCCACGCUCAAGGGCCCAGACUCCCACUACGGCACCAAAGGCCUGCGUAAGGUGACCCACGAGUCCCCCACGACGGGGGCCAAGACCUGCUUUACCUUCUGCUACGCCGCCGGGAACAACAACGGCACGUCUGUGGAGGACGGCCAGAUCCCCGAGGUCAUCUUCUACACCUAGGCCGGCCAGAUCCCCAGGUCACCUUGUACGCCUAGGCCGGCCAGAUCCCCAGGUCACCUUGUACGCCUAGGCCGGCCGGGGCGCUGCCCGCCGUGGGGGACGGCCAGCUCCCCGAGGUCAUCUUCUACACCUAGGCUGGCCGGGGCGCUGCCCGCUGUGGGGGACAGUCAGAUCCCCAGGUCACCUUGUACGCCUAGGCCGGCCGGGGCCCUGAGGUGGUCAUCUACAGCUAGGCUAAACAGUGAGCUGCCCGCCGUGAGGGUCGGCUGGGUCUCCAGGUCACCUACGCCUAGGCCAGCCCAGGACACUGACCACCAUGGGGGCUGGCUGGGCCCCCGAGGUCACCUUCCACAGCCAGGGGACCUCUGUGCCCUGUCCGGCCUCCACUCAGCUGGCUGUCCACCCCCACCGCCUUCCUCAGUACCCAGAAGGCCCCCGCGUCAUGGUGACACCAUGGCUGCCCAGCAGAGCUGCGGAGGUGGUGGAGGUGUGGGCCCCAAGCUGGGGCCCUGUGGAGACAAUCCCCCGAGGCGGGACGAGGUGGCCAGCCUGCCGCAGGCCAGCGGGUCGGCCGCAGCCCGGGCCUGGUGGGCGUCCCACAUCUGUCUGUGUCGUGCACAUUGCAAUGCAUUUGGGAAGUCCCAUUUCCACAGGACUCGUGGGGUGCUCUGGGGCCCUCGGUCUGGCGUUCCGUUCCUUCUGUUGGGUCAGGGACAUGGGGCCUGGCCUGCCAGGAGCCCCGAAUAUGGGGCACUGCACCUCCAGGGCUCUGGCUUGUCCGAGAGAGGACUCAGUGCUGGCUCAAGCUGCCACCCAGGUGGGACUGUCCAGCUUCUCCCAACAGGUCCCCCGGCCACUGCAGCCCAGGGCAGGGCCUCGGGCCCCGAGUACCUGGAGGGGCGACACCGUGGGGCAGGCCAGUUGCCUAGUGCAGGUGCCCGGGGUGCCCCUGUACAUACUGCAGCCACGGCCUGCCUGGAGGUGCUGGUGGGGGGGCCUGCGCCCCAGCCGUGCACCUGCCCUGUGCAGGUUUCCGGGCCAGUGAGCCCUGGAACCUGCAUCCUCCCUGAAGCCAUGGAAGGUGUGCCCUCGCCACACCGCACCCCGGUUUUUAAUAAAGGAAACAAAUACACCUG